Messenger RNA from Dermacentor silvarum, 864 nucleotides. Its product is annotated as elongation of very long chain fatty acids protein AAEL008004. The record is from RefSeq and is a predicted model, not a curated record. The transcript has a single exon. Bases 1 to 864 code for a protein of 287 amino acids. Gene Ontology annotation, cellular component: endoplasmic reticulum membrane. Gene Ontology annotation, molecular function: fatty acid elongase activity. Gene Ontology annotation, biological process: fatty acid elongation, saturated fatty acid; sphingolipid biosynthetic process; fatty acid elongation, polyunsaturated fatty acid. NCBI's taxonomy places the organism in Eukaryota, Metazoa, Arthropoda, Arachnida, Ixodida, Ixodidae.
AUGGCGUUCACAUUGAACCCCAUCGCUAUUGCCAAUAGUAUUGUGGAGAUGGGUGACCCCAGGACGAGAGACUAUCCCCUAGUGUUAAACCCCCUCUUCGUUUUUCCUCUCGUGGUUUCCUACUUGUACUUUGUCAAGAUUGCCGGGCCACGUUGGAUGAAGGAUCGUAAGCCAUUCGAUAUCAUAAACAUCGUGCGCUGCUACAACCUGUUCAUGGUCGUUGUCGCUGCCGUAUUCCUCUACUUGCACCUGAAGAUGACGUACCUUCCUGGAGGCCGGUACAGCCUGUGGUGCCAGGGGAUCACCGGCGAAAGUGACGACGAACUCGAGCAGUACUACAAGUACGGGUGGUUCUUCAUCGCCGUGCGCUACGCAGAUCUCCUGGACACGGUGUUCUGCGUGUUGCGCAAGAAGUUCAAUCAGAUUACGCACUUGCACGUAAUUCAUCACACCAUGGUGACCGUGAACGUCUGGUAUUAUGCCCUGUUUGCACCCGAAGGCCAGCCAGCCCUCGGCUUGGCCAUGAACACAUUCGUGCAUGUAGUGAUGUAUUUUUACUAUUUCCUAGCUACGCUGGGUCCGAGGGUUCGCAAGCACCUGUGGUGGAAGAAGUACUUGACAACUCUGCAGAUCGUACAGUUCGUGAUUGCUAUCUUUCACAUCUCAAUACCCCUUUUUGUUGACUGUGGAUUUCCAAAGUCUAUCAUAAUCUCGGGCAGCCUACAGACAUUUGUCCUGUUAUGUUUUUUUGUCAAUUUCUACAUCAAGGCUUAUAUGCAGAAGGGUUGUUACUUGAAACCUCCGCCAGAGGCCCUGAACGACCAUUGUGCAAAGGACGCUGAAAAGAAUGGCAAGAAAGAUUAG